Molecule: messenger RNA, 1078 nt
Organism: Felis catus (domestic cat)
Lineage: Eukaryota; Metazoa; Chordata; Mammalia; Carnivora; Felidae
Exons: 5
Coding region: 222-899 (225 amino acids)
Source: RefSeq, a predicted model, not a curated record
UAGAAGUCUCUCACCUCUCAUACUCAUGCACCUUAAUCAUACACACAGUGGAAAUCUAUAAAGACCUUAGAAUAAAAGGAGCGCGUUUAAACACUGCCUUUAGAACACAAAGAUGUAUCUGUGAUUUUGAAAAUAAGAAAGUUUUAUUGUUUUCAUUUGACCCAGGUCUUGAGCAAGGGCUUCAGGGAGAGGCUCAGACAGAAGACCGGACACCACAGGGGAUGAUGCCAGAGGGCCCCUCAAAAACUUCUGGGCUCCCGAGUCUCCUAGUCACGCUUGAGGGUGAACCUUCCGGGGAGACCCUCCCCCAGCCCAGCCCGAAAAGUCUCACCUCCUCCUCUAGGAAGUGGUUCUCCAGGAAGUCACAGAGAUGGCUCUCUCCACGGGCACGCAGAUCCCGAAGGGCUUGGUUCAGGAUCUUCCCCAGAACCUUGGCGGCUUCCUUGGCCUCCAGGGUUUUACCCCCACUCCUCUCGCGAAGGCUUCUGUACUUUCCGGAAAAGGGCACGAAGCCGCCCCCUCCCCCGCGCUGUUUUUGCAUUUUCAAGGGAGGCUGGGUGAUCUCGCUUCUCCUUGCCAACGGGCAGAAGUGGCCCACGCCCUGCGGAGCCACACCCUCCAGGCCAGAUAGAAGCCCAGAGAAAGGCAGACAAGUACAUCUGUGUGAGGGACUCCUGGGUUCAAAUAUUUUCUGCUCCUCUCACAUAUGGACCUUUGUCAAGAGCAGCUGCCCUGAAUUCUCCAGCAGAUGGAAGUUCAUCUCUUCCAUGACAUCUGUUUUGCCAUUUUGCUCCAUAGCUAUUCAAGACUUUCAAGCACUGCUCUGUAUGCUCUUCCUAGAGAUUUCCUCUGCUUCAGAUGCAGUGAUGAGAAUGUCCGCCUCUGUGCUUCUUCAGUGACAAUGACACACCCACAACACCCCUGAGCUCCACCCUGCUUUCAGUAGCUGCCUCUGCAUGCUACCUCACUUCUGUGUUCUUCCAUAGUUUUUCUGAUGAUGAAACAGUGGAGUGAUUACUUUCCAUCCUAUACAUCUCAAUUAGGUCUUGGUUAAAAAUAGAUUUUCCCUUGCAAGAAA